Neohortaea acidophila is the source of this 1323-nucleotide messenger RNA. RefSeq lists its product as uncharacterized. The transcript is spliced from 2 exons. The record is from RefSeq and is a predicted model, not a curated record. Gene Ontology annotation, biological process: protein phosphorylation. Lineage: Eukaryota; Fungi; Ascomycota; Dothideomycetes; Mycosphaerellales; Teratosphaeriaceae. Gene Ontology annotation, molecular function: ATP binding; protein kinase activity. The annotation marks the transcript as partial.
CGAAGCGAGAUAGCAGAGCGCAUCACCACGGUACAGAGCCAUUGGUAUAAAACGAAAGCCCAGCUAGAGACCAUUGAACGUCUCUGGGCGAGCCUUAGUGAGCAGCAUCAAAUUUUUCAAAGGAGGACGCUGGAUGUGCUCGUCGUGAAGCUCAAGGCCGCGAGAGACAAGCUGAAGGGACUGCUCAACCCGCCGGACGCCGAGGGAAAGAUCGCCGUGAAGCGGUGGAAAUAUAUGUUUCUUAAGCCGCAUCUCGAUGAGCUACUCAGCAGCCUGGAAAACUGGCAAAGACUGUACGACCCGUCGUGGUAUCUGCUUAUCAGGAUUGCGGAUCCCGUCAUCGAUGCCGAGUUGGGAAAAACGAGUCUGAUCGUGGACUCUAUACCCUGCCUUGCGGGUUGCGGUGUGAACGACACGGACAAAGACAUUCGCACUCUCGCAACAAAGUUGCACUACAUCGAUUCAUCCACAUUUGGCGUCCUCAAGUGUCGAGGAGUAGCAAAGGUCAGGGGCGCCGAUGGCGGCCAAUUGAAGUCCUUCGAUCUUGUCCUCGAGACGCCCACUCGUGACCAACCGCGGACACUGCGUGGCUGUCUCAUCUCACAAGCCUCUCACACGCUCACCGAGCGAGUCCACCUGGCGCAGCAGCUUGCCGCUGCGGUAAAUUACGUCCACACCCUCGAUUUUGUCCACAAGAACAUCCGGCCAGAAAACCUGAUAGGGUUCGGUGAUGCACGACUCAAUCCAUUCUUCCUGAUUGGCUUCGAGCAAGUCCGUAGUGCGGAUGGUAGGACUUAUCUCCAAGGCGACACGGAAUGGCAAAAGAGCCUCUAUCGUCACCCAGAGCGGCAGGGGCUUUUCGUCCAGGAGAGGUUCACGAUGCAACACGAUAUCUACAGCCUCGGCGUGUGCCUGCUGGAGAUUGGCCUUUGGGAUUCCUUCAUGCUGUACGAAGAAGAUGGAAAAACGCCGGUUCCAAAUCCCACCCUCCUUGGCUACACCCGGGCGGAGCUGAAGAUUGUGAGGGCUGCAGCAGUGAAGGACCUCCUCGUGGAUCUCGCCAGGCGGAGGCUUCCCGGGGUGAUGGGAGAGUCAUAUUCAGAAGUUGUCGUCAACUGCUUAACGUGCUUGGACGAGGACAAUGUGGAUUUUGGAGAUGAUAGCGAGUUCCAGGAUGCCGAUGGCGUGGCGGUCGGAGUUAGAUAUAUUGACAAGGUCUGCGUGUCACUUAUCGCCCCACGAGAUGAUGUGCUGAUCACGCUCGGCAGAUACUCACGAAGCUCCACAGCAUUUCCGUGUGAGAUGAUACGCCGCGAGUUGUAG